Molecule: messenger RNA, 1425 nt
Organism: Haemonchus placei
Lineage: Eukaryota; Metazoa; Nematoda; Chromadorea; Rhabditida; Trichostrongylidae
Source: the annotation of a GenBank genome assembly
AUGAUUUGUUCUAUAUUCAGAUUCCCCAAUCUUGCUGGUGACGAGUCUGCUCGAGAUGCGCAGGACACGCUGGCUUCUUUCCAACCGCUCAUUAAUAGUCAAUGCAGCGAACAACUACGAUUCUUCCUCUGUUCCGUCUACUUCCCAAUGUGUAACGAGAAGAUCCCGCAGCCGAUUGGGCCAUGCCGCCCUCUAUGCGAGACCGUGCGCGACAAAUGUCUACCGCUUCUCAAAGAUUUCGGCUUCUCGUGGCCGACACAAAUCGAUUGCAGCAAAUUCAUCCUCGAAAACAACAACGAAGAUAUGUGCAUGCGGGGUCCAAAUGAAGAGGGUGUGAUCGCAAGGACUCCAGAAGAACAAGACAGAGAGGACUGUCCGCCUGAGCACAUCUACGUGAAUCGUAGCGGUCGUUGUAUUCCGAUCUGUGCAGCAGGGCAAGGCAUCAAGCAGGCCGAUCGUGAAUCAGCGUCGACAGCACUUUUCGCGCUUUCUAUCAUCAGCAUUGUACUCACAGCCAUUUGUGUGUUGACAUUUGUGAUGAGGUAUACAAUUCAAAGUGGUACCUUCAGACGUCACUGCCUCACAGCGCUACCGGAAACCAGUCUCCUCUGGACCGCGCUUUCAUUUGCUCUCAGCUCCAUCGUAUACCUCUUCAGCCUUCUGUAUCGCGAACAGAUAUCUUGCACUGACUACUCGUCACAUUUACUAUUCGUGGUGGGUGACCUUCCCCACACACCAUGCGCUUCUGUCUCGGCGCUGCUGUACUACUUCGGUACUGCAGGUCGUUUGUGGUGGCUUGUACUUUGCUGCACAUGGAAUCAGCAAACUACACGUUCAGGAAACCUGGAGAAGUACCGCGUACAGAUUCAAGCUCUCGCUUGGGCAGCACCACUUGGAUUGGUGCUAUUCGCACUCAUGGCCCGGAGCACUGGUGGCGAUCCUCUAAGUGGAGUGUGCGUUAUCGGAGCAGCUAGCAAGGCGUUGGACGGCGUGUUCAAUCUGUUGCGUGACCUAGUCUUUGUGAUUGCCUCAUGUAUCCCAUUACUUGUUGGUUUUCGUGGUAUGCUCACAUCACCGCAGGCCACAAUUGCCGCCGGUCUAGAAGGCGCGCUCUACCCGACGGCUGCGCUGUUCUACAUGCUGUCAUUCGUAAACGACGCUUGGCAGCCAUCAAUGCACUGGACACACAGUUGGAACAUCGUAUCAGCACUAAAGAUCCUUAUCGACCCGAUCCUAGGUGUAUUAGCGGCGUCUGCCUGCCUACUGCACAUCAUCAUCAAUCUCUGCCGUGCAAUCAGGUCUCCUGUUGCUGACAAGCAUGGCUACCAGCCGGCAGUGCCACGAAUCCCUCAGCCAGCAAUUCCUGUUAGCAUUCGUUCUCAUAACACUUACGCGACUACGUCACAACGAAUGCCGAUCUGUUGA